Messenger RNA from Pangasianodon hypophthalmus (striped catfish), 1710 nucleotides. RefSeq names its product alpha-2-HS-glycoprotein 1 (gene ahsgb). NCBI's taxonomy places the organism in Eukaryota, Metazoa, Chordata, Actinopteri, Siluriformes, Pangasiidae. Gene Ontology annotation, cellular component: extracellular region; blood microparticle; extracellular matrix. The transcript has 7 exons. The coding region runs from base 69 to 1547 and encodes 492 amino acids. Gene Ontology annotation, molecular function: cysteine-type endopeptidase inhibitor activity. The record is from RefSeq and is a predicted model, not a curated record. Gene Ontology annotation, biological process: negative regulation of endopeptidase activity.
CACAGAGACGGUGACCUCGUAGUCUCAGUCCCAUGAUUGUGGCUUGACACUGAGCUCUACAUUGUGCCAUGAGAGAACUUUUGAUUCUAGCAGUGCUGUGCCAGGGGCUGUUUGCCACCAGCUCCCCAGUCUGCAGGAUUUAUGCAGACAAGGCCGCUGCUGAUGAAGCCGUCUACCUCAUUAACAAACUACACCAUCAUGGAUACAAGUUCAAACUGGACAGCUUCACACUGGACAAGAGUCUUCCAGGACAGCCUUUAUGUCUAACUCAAUUGACCUUAACGUUAAGUGAGACCAACUGCCAUAUUGUGAACCCCAAGCCUUUUGAUGAAUGCGAGGUCAGGAAGGAAGCUGACACGCCAGUAACAGCAAAAUGCAACGUCUCUUUGUGUGAUGGUGGAGAAAAACCAGGCAUUGCACGUUUAGUCUGCGAUACUGAGCCAGCUUCAAGUGAAGAACUAGUACGCAGGUGCCCUGAUUGCCCGACUCUUCUGCCUUUGCAUGAUCCUGAGGGCUUGGAGAGUGUAAAAGCUGCCAUUGAGAAGUUCAACAAGGAUUCCACCCAGACCUCCUACUUUAAGCUAUUGGAAGUUGGUAGACUGAGGACCCAGUAUAACAUGGCAUUUGGAAUGUCCCACUUUGCUGAGUUUGCCAUAGUAGAGACUGAGUGUCCAGUCAGUGUGAAAAACGAAGAAAAACCUGCUUGCAAGCCAAAAUGCUCGAAUGAAACUCAUCAUGGAUUCUGUAAAUCCACGCAACUUGGAAAUGGUGACUUGACUGUAGACUGUGAGAUUUAUGACAUCCAGAACACAACACAGCACCCACAUCCUCCAUUCCACCGGGGAAAGCACUGUAGACACCAUGAAAGACACCGUCCAGGGCACCAUGAGCGAGGAGAACAUGAAAGUAAGCCGGGGCACCAUGGGCGAGGAGAACAUGAAAGUAAGCCGGGGCACCAUGGGCGAGGAGAACAUGAAAGUAAGCCGGGGCACCAUGGGCGAGGAGAACAUGAAAGUAAGCCGGGGCACCAUGGGCAAGGAGAACAUGAAAGUAAGCCGGGGCACCAUGAACGAGGAGAACAUGAAACCCGUCCAGGACGUCCCACACGUCCUGGUCAGCCUGACCUUCCAGAGCAUGCCCCCAUCGGUCCAGGAGGCCAUCCAUUCUGUUUUACUCGUACACUUAGAGGUCCUUUCCAUAGAGGUCCUCCUCAUCAUGGAGGCCCUCCUCCUCAUGGAGGUCCUCCUCAUCAUGGAGGCCCUCCUCCUCAUGGAGGUCCUCCUCAUCAUGGAGGCCCUCCUCAUCAUGGAGGCCCACCUCCUCAUGGAGGCCCUCCUCAUCAUGGAGACGAUGACCAUAAGAAACCUCACCCUAAGCUCACUCAACCACCACAGCAAGGGGUGCCCGCCGGUCAACCUAUCCCUCCAGGAUCUGAGGAACGCCUAGAUUUCUCUUUCCCACAUUGCCAUGGUGCUGUGAAAAUACCACCAUCCAUCCAUCCUAUCUGCCCAUUCCCUCCUUCAUUCCACAGGAGGGGUCAUCAUUAAAACUGAACUUUGCAAGAGAUUUUCUUUCAUACAAUCUGAACUAGAAAUGUUAAACAAAACUUAAAUUUAAUAAAAUGAAGCUUCUGGUUUACAUUAUGCUACAAGUGGUUUUGUUAAACAACUGAAAUGGCAUAUGCAAUAAACCUCCUAUAUUACCAUCUAA